This is a messenger RNA of Candoia aspera, 1292 nucleotides long. RefSeq names its product solute carrier family 35 member G6 (gene SLC35G6). NCBI's taxonomy places the organism in Eukaryota, Metazoa, Chordata, Lepidosauria, Squamata, Candoiidae. The transcript has a single exon. The record is from RefSeq and is a predicted model, not a curated record. Gene Ontology annotation, cellular component: membrane. Bases 22 to 1098 code for a protein of 358 amino acids.
UGGGGCCAACCCCGUGCAGAGAUGCCCCCGAUGGCCUCGGACCCCGGGCCACCCGGGAAAGCGGCCUGGACAGUGGCCGACCUCUUGCGCUUCUCCCCCCCUCCCUGCUCCCCAGCCCCGCCUCCUCGCCGCCCAGCCUGGCACCGCUACCGCCUCUCGGAAAGCAUGAAGGGCCUGCUGGUGGCUCUCCUGGGGGGCGGCGUGCCCGCCGGCUUCGUAGCACCUUUCACCCGCAUGGCCAACGAAGCCUCGGGGAUCCCCUCCCUGGAGAUCCUGCUCUUCCGCUGCAUGCUCCACCUGCUGUUCGCCUGCUACCUCCGCUGCCAGAAGGCACCCUGCUUUGGGCCCCGGGAGGCCCGCCAGCGCACCCUGCUCCACGCCUCCAUCAACGUCAUCUCCAUCGGCUGCGCCUACAGCUCCUUCAUGGUGGUGCCCAGUGGCAACGCGGCCACGGUCCGCAAGGGCUCCUCCACCAUCUGCUCGGUCCUGCUGGCCUUGUGCAUCGAGAACGGCCGCCUGACAGGCUAUGACUGGUUCGGGCUGGUGGGGAGCACCCUGGGCUUGAUCAUCAUGGUGGUCCCGGACUUGUUGAACUUGGACAAGAGCACCCAACUCUACGACACCUUUGGCUACGUCUUGGCGUGCCUGGGAGGGAUGGCCUUGGCCCUGGGCCUGGUCAUCUUCCGAGCGCUGGACUUCCCGGCCAAGCUGGUGACCGUUGCCUUCCUCUUUGGUGUGGUGGGUAGCCUGGUGUGCUCGCCCGUGAUGUUCCUCCUCCAGGACCCUGUGAUGGUCCUGGAUCCUUUGACCUGGACAUGUGUGGUGGCCAUCAGCUUCCUGGCCCUCGUCUCCUUCUUGUGUGCCAGUUACGCAGUGACAAAAGCACACCCAGCGCUGGUGUGCGCUGUCUUGCACUCGGAAGUGGUGGUGACCCUGGCUGUGCAGUACUAUGUGCUGCGUGAGGCCGUCACACCCUUUGACAUCAUGGGAGCAGGGGUCAUCCUGGGCAGCAUCGCCAUCAUCACAGCCCAGAACAUCAGCUGUGAUCCGGCGGAGGAGGAGGAGGGACUGAUUGCACAGCUGAAAGGGAUCGAGUAGGCAGAGGGCGGAGUUGGUGAAAGCGGGCACCGACCACACCGGACCGAGAUGGGGAUGCCAGGAACAAGACCAGCCAAGGCUGUGGCAGCCUGGAAGUGCCCCUCCCGCGGCCAUAUCUGGGGCUCACUGAAGAGACGGCAAAUUGUGGUACCGCAGAAGCCUUCACGCCGCAAAAUCUUGCAGGCGUCGGGGGC